Molecule: messenger RNA, 4503 nt
Organism: Schistocerca serialis cubense
Lineage: Eukaryota; Metazoa; Arthropoda; Insecta; Orthoptera; Acrididae
Exons: 5
Coding region: 110-2167 (685 amino acids)
Source: RefSeq, a predicted model, not a curated record
AGGGCGUCGUUUGGCAUUCCGUCAGUUCGGCGCGCGGCCGCGAUGUGACCGCAGUUGCCCUUGCUUGUGUUGUGUGAGCUGCUGCCCUGACUCGUGUAACUCGUGUGAAAUGAAAUUCAGUACAGAAAAUACCUCCACCCUCAACAUAUUCACGGAAGGGGAGUUCUCCGAAAACAAGAUCAAACUACCGGAGAAAGAGACGGAGCCCACCAAAGCAAGGAACCAAAGGGGAGAUGCGGCGUGCUGCGCGGAGACGCGUCGCGAACUGUCGCUGGCGCGGCUGGCGCUGAGCACGCAAGAGUCCCGCUGGCGCCAGCUGCUCAGCGCCGAGGCGAGGCUGCGUCGGAGACAGCUCAACUCCGUGCUCACCGCCCUGCUGGGGCUGGAGCGGCGGCUGCGCUCAGAGCAGGCCAGCAUCCGCGCGCAGCUCGCCGCCAGGGACAACCUCAUCCGACAACAGGCGCUAGAGAUUGCAAGGCUACGUAGAGCAGCGAGAAGAACAAAGACGUUAUCUUUACCCAUCGAAAAUUCCAACUCGCCUGGCUCCGCCUUAGCCACUGAAGAAUCUCCGAAAUGGAAUGGACACCACGAUUCACUGGAGUCCCUUUCUUCAAAAACGUCGGAAAGUGACACUGCUGUUGCCCUUAAACCGGCUGAGCCUACUAACAGUAUUCUGAAAGAAGAACGCGACGAGAGUUGCCAGACGGAGGAGCACGAUCACAGCUAUCUCGGGCGGCACGAGGAUUUUGCGGACAGAGAUCUGUACAAAGUGUACAAUCACAAUCCUGUCCUGGAAUGUGUCAAUCAAAUACUACUUCGUGACCAGGACGAAGGAGACGCUCACGAAUACAAAUUCUCUAACAGGGAUAAGCUGAAUGAAAAGGAAAGGAGGGUGAAAUUCACGUAUACGUGCUCCAGCAUCGAAGAAGAACAAGAAGACCAGGAAGAACACGAUGGCGUUAUGGAAAACGCGAAUGAAAAGUCUCAGGCACCUGUAGGAGCUGCAACGCUGGAAAAUCUGACAGAGAAGAAAAAUGAGGAGGAAUUCGAUAUUGUGAAGGAGGUGGAGAAAGUAGCAGCAUUGCACAAGAAGGCUACCGAACUGAAGCUCGAACAGAUGAGGUGGGCAAUAAAGGAGAAGACACCGUCGCCCCCUACAAAAGCUCAGCAUCUGGAAGAAAAAGCCUGUUUAAUGAUGUCGAGUCAAGGUCUCACUUUGGUCAGGAAUGUGGAACUGGAAGAGGUGGACAAAAACGAAGCUCGCCAAAUUGAUGAGAAGUCCGUCGAAACGCUUAAAAAGGAAGUGGGUAAGUCUGUUCUGAAGGAAGAAAAUACAAAAGUAGCAAACGAUUGCCCGGCGGCAGACAGUGGACGGAAAGAGGUUGAGAAGCUAAGCUGUGUCGAUCAGAAAACGGGCUCGAGCAGUCUGAAGGACAGCAAGGCGACCUCGGCGCUGCCCAAGAGACCUAUUCCCCCGGCGCUGCCUCCGAAACCGCCACAGCUGGGCAGUCUCUUGCUGAUGCGGCGCCAGGGCAAGCUGGGGCCGGCGCGCGUCGGGAUGUCGCAGGGAUACGGCCAGGACUACUACGCGCCUCGCCAGCUGCAACUUCAGCGCCAGAUCCUGAGCAACGGCAGCCUGGCCGUGGCGCGCGCGCACGACGACGCAGCGGCAGCGGCAGCGGCUGGCGCGGCGCGGCCUGCGCGCCAGCUGGCGCCGGACGACGUCUCGGCCAUCAGAGUCGGCUGCUCCGUCUCCUCGCUCAUCACAGGCUCCGCCGGCGGCAGCAUCGUCACCGAGCUCACUCGCGGACAAGCCCAGGAGCAGGCGAUGGUGGGUGACGACUCGCUGCUGCGGAGCAACUUCGAGGAGUUCCGGCUGGAGGAGGUGGACGUCGACGUGGGCCGCGCAGACGGCGACGGCGCCGAGGAGGCCCGCGCGCCGCCGUCACCGUCGCCGGCGCAGCUGCAGCAGCAGCAGCGCGACUCGUACGAGAGCUUCCUGGAGGCGACCGGGCUCAGCCAGAAGGCCAUCCUCACUCCCAGCCGGCUGCUCUCCAACCACCGCAGCGUGCUCAAGCCCAAGGACGUGAAGCACCGCAGCCGCGUGCUGCGCGGCGACCGCAACUCGGCGCCGCUCGUGCGCUACUGGGUCGAGCCCUUCCUCUGAACUCCCGCCUGGCCUCCGCGGACAAGUGCUUUCAGCUGAGUCAACGGUGUUCCCGAGUUCUGUGCUGUUUCAGCUAGACCAAAACUGCUACCGGUAGCUCCAUCUGCAGAUAGGUAGGCACUGCCACUGAUUCUGUAGCACCAUUCUGUAUCACUCUCCACCCUCCUUCAGCUAAACGAAGGGAAGCUUACAACUUGCACGUUCUUUAAUGGAAAUGCUGGUGCAUUAGGUCACAGAAUGAAUCAAAACAGUCAUAAGCUGAAGUUUCAGUGACUACUUUUUCCGCCCUCCUCCCUACCGUUUCUGAACAUUUUACUACUCAAAGAAAUGUUUACGUACUGAUGAGCAAGUAUGUCUGUGAAUACACUACAAGCCGGUCGUUCCACAUCCUAAACAAUGUUGCGAAUUUUCUUGAGGUGUUGCUGCUAUGAAGCUUACGGACAGUAGAGGUUAUUAAGACUGACUACAGACAUCCCCUCACAUCAUUCUGAAGCGUGUCCUUGCUACUGUCGCUGCUUUUUCACAAACAUUCUCAUCGUAAUAUAUUAGCACUUGCCCCUGUUGGUUACAUAACAUGACUACAGACAUCCCCUCACAUCAUUCUGAAGCGUGUCCUUGCUACUGUCGCUGCUUUUUCACAAACAUUCUCAUCGUAAUAUAUUAGCACUUGCCCCUGUUGGUUACAUAACAAUAUUUCAAUAUCUUAUAUCUGUUACGCAGUUAAUGCACGUUUUGUAAUAAAAUUAAAAUGACUCUGAACCCUCUUCAGUUUUCUGGCAAAAAGAGUUUGAGACAUUAGCUACUAUAAUAGCAAACAUUAUUUAUGACAAAUGUGGUUGUAGCAAGUGCUCUGCCUUGGUUAUGGUCGCUUGUCCCUCUUAGGGAGCUCAGACUUUUCACUUGCCAUUGCUGAAGUUAACGAGGUUCACUUUACAGUAAUCUUCUCUCGUAUGCUUUGCAAAAACGUCACUGUUCCUUUGUGUAGAUACCUGAUUAAUGGUAUUUAAUACCAAACAGAAUUGGUGAGAAGCACAUUUGCAAAUAUAUCGUAGAAAAGUGUUUUUUCAAAAGAAGGUACUUUUUGACUUUGAUUUGAUAUUUGAAACGAAAUUCCAGACAGGCUGGUUGCUGUCAUUUAUCGCCACCUGAAAAAAAAAAAAAACCUGGCUCCUAUGUUGACUAUUAUAGCAUCCAGAUACACACAUUGUUUAUCUUCUAUUAUUAGACCAGCUACUAUGUUUUAAAUCGGCUGGAAUGCAACAGUUUCUAAAACAUCUCAUGCAUUGGACGACUCAGCUUGGCUGCAGAUUUGAGUAACUAUCUUAAGAAACUAAUCUAAUCGUCACCAUACUGUCUGUCUAGUCAAGUAACGGUAAAAUCUGUGGGGCUAAACCCGUGAACGUGUUCCUGGUCUCACUGCACCGUUUCGUUCGCUGCGGAACUAUAAGGUGGAGGGUGACGAGCCCGUCGCCCCGGACGCGUUUUACCCACCCGAGAAAGCUUCCCCGUAAUCAAUUUGGUAACAGUCUGAGUGGAUCUGGGACCACCCUGGAGAGACUGGAAACUCCCCGCUUCUACCCGGGAUAGAAGCUGGGACCUCCAGGACUGCACUGCAACACUCUACCCGCUAGACCAAUACGGUCACUCGUACUCGAAUACAAGUAUAUUUCCUGAUUUUCAAGCUGAGGAAAGUGAUACAAUAGGUGCUGAAAGUUUUGAAAGCAUAAUUACGGGCAAGAUAAUUUACUACUGCUAUGUAACGAACCACUACCGUGUGCUAUUUAAUGAAUGUGAACAAACUAUAUAGUGUGCGUGAAAAACACGCUUAUUGACAUCAUUCUAAACUUAAAUCUAAACAUUUCUGUUGACUCUAGCAUCAGUAAAACUACUCUUGGGACAGAAAGUUCUGUCUGGUAAAUCUCUUGAUCACCCGUAGGUGAUAAUCUUAGAAAUGAUGUGCAACGAAAAUUACUAUUUUGCCUGCUCUAUAAGUAGAGUUUUAGAUAAUGCACGUUCUUCGGAAUUUAUUAAUGCUACAUUGUAUGAACAUGUAACUAAUAAUUAGUCAGUCAAUAUCGUUUUGUAAAUAUGUAUGAUAAUCAGUUCGUUGAUACCUUGUAUGUAAGAGAAUUAUUUUUGUGUGUUCUGUUAAAAAGAAUUUAGUGUGAAAACUGUUAUCCAAAGAGAAUAUCUACCUGAAUCACUGUUACACAAAGAAGUGAGUUAGUGGUCGCACCUUCAGAGGCAAUAUGCCAUCACAGUUGUUUUUUCACGACAGAUAGUAAUUGACCUGUCACAUUGAUGAAAAUAUAUAAAUAAAGACUACGUCCAAAAUA